Molecule: messenger RNA, 2009 nt
Organism: Panicum hallii
Lineage: Eukaryota; Viridiplantae; Streptophyta; Magnoliopsida; Poales; Poaceae
Product: probable transcription factor RL9
Exons: 6
Coding region: 331-1680 (449 amino acids)
Biological process (GO): regulation of DNA-templated transcription; abaxial cell fate specification
Cellular component (GO): nucleus
Molecular function (GO): transcription cis-regulatory region binding
Source: RefSeq, a predicted model, not a curated record
CUAACAGAGACAAGUUGACAACACAAGAAACCAAUUGAAUUCAGCUGCCCUAAAAUCUCAUCUUCCUUGACAUCUCAAGAGGAUCGGAAGAGGGACGAACAGGAGAGAGAAAGCCCUGGCUCUAAGCUAGCAGCUAGUGUGAUACUGAUAGCAACACACACACAAAAAGGAGAGGAAAAAAAGAGGCACCAUACACACACCGCAAACACGCAAGCAGAAGCAAACAUUUCCCAAAGAACACCACCAAGAACCUUGGUCGUUUGCCUUUCUUCCCUCCCUUACGCUAGCGCUAACGCUAGCCGCCGCCAAGGGAUCGGAGGGGCUGCAUCUAUGGAGGCGCGGGCAGCGUCGGCGCCGGACCUGUCGCUGCACAUCAGCCUGCCGAGCAGCGCCGCGUCGCCGCCGCCCGCGCCGGGGCGGCUGGGCGCCGCCGCUGGUGGGGGGCGAGGUGCGCAGCCGGCCGCGGGAGGGGACCCGUGGCGCCGGCUGAACGGAUCCACGGCGUCCACCGAGCUGUCGCUCUCGCCGCCGCCGCGGCAGGAGGCGGCUGGGGACGUCCUGCCGUGGCGGUUGCGCCCGCCAGCGGCAAAUAACGCCGCGUCGUCGUCCACCUCCGCAGCCACGGCGGAGGCGGCGUCGCUCGUGCCGGUGACCGUGCCGCGGCUCUCGCUUGACGCCGCGACGGAGGCGGCGCGGGCGCGGCCAAUCAACGGGGUGCCCGUCUACAGCAGCCCGAGGGCCGCCGGCCAUCCGUUUCUAGGCGCCGGCGAGUACCGCCAGGGCCACCCAAAGGUCGGCCUCUACAACCCCUACCACGCCUCGUCGUGGCCCUCGUCACUGCGCUCCACGACGACGUCCCCCGCCGCGGCGCCCUCGGCGUCCGACCCCGCGGCGGCGUUCCUCUCGCCGUCCGCGUACCACCGGAUGCUGUCGGGCACCGGCCGCCUCCACCUCCACGGCGUGCUCGCCGACACGUUCCGCGGCUACGGCGGGCACCACCAGCAGCAGCAGCAGCACUUCGGCAGCCUUGCCUCGGCCCGCUACAUGCCCAAGUUCCCGGCCUCCCGGCGCGGCAUGCGCGCGCCGCGGAUGCGGUGGACGAGCAGCCUCCACGCGCGCUUCGUCCACGCCGUCGAGCUCCUCGGAGGCCACGAGCGGGCGACGCCCAAGUCGGUGCUGGAGCUGAUGGACGUGAAGGAUCUGACGCUAGCGCAUGUGAAGAGCCAUUUGCAGAUGUAUAGGACCGUGAAGAGCACUGACAAACCUGCAACCUCCUCAGGUCCAGUGGACGGCGGUGGCUCCGGCGACGACGACCUCCCAGAUGCUGGCCAGGCUCCAUCAGCUGGCGAGGAUGCGAGCCCGCAGCCGUUCACCCGCCGAUCCGCCUCCUCGGAGGGUGCAGCGAGCCAUGCCGGCGGCGAUGUUGAGUGCUCCUCGGCUGAGGAUUCCGAUGGCGGCCGGGCACGCAGCGGCGCUUCAUCAAGAGAUCAAUGGCCACCACCAGCUGCAUGCAAUGCGGACACCCAUCGUUCAGUUGGCAUAUCAUCCACCAUUGAGGAUAUGGAGCCUUGUGGGUCAGUUGGCUUGCACCAGGUACCCAACCAUGAAAUGAGCUGCCCUAGCCCUAGCCUGGAGUUCACGCUGGGGCGAGCGAACUGGAAUGUUGCGGAACAUGACUAGCAGCGCUAGCUAUAUAUACACGUGCAUUGCAUAUUAGUUCAACACUUCAAUUAUACUGCUUACGAUACUUUGGUCGGUCAAGAAUUUAGCAAUGCGAUGAAACAAAAGAUGGGAUAUUAUUAGUUUUGUUUUGGUCAGAAGACACAUCAUAGUCUUGCAAAGGUAUAUAUGGUAGUUUGUUCAUGAGGGUAAUGUAGAGAAGGGAGCUUAAAAAUGUAUGUACAUCAUGAUGGGUGGGGUGCUAAUGAAUGCAUCAUGUGGCACGUGGAAAAGAAAAAGGAAAUCUAACCAGAUGAUGAUUAUUCCUUUUGUUUUGUGAUGCGUAUGUA